Molecule: messenger RNA, 1598 nt
Organism: Aspergillus uvarum CBS 121591
Lineage: Eukaryota; Fungi; Ascomycota; Eurotiomycetes; Eurotiales; Aspergillaceae
Product: acid phosphatase PHOa
Exons: 3
Biological process (GO): phospholipid catabolic process
Molecular function (GO): hydrolase activity, acting on ester bonds
Source: RefSeq, a predicted model, not a curated record
CCAUCACCACUACAGAGCCCUCUUUGUCUGAUAUCCGACAAGCUCAGGCGACGACCGUCCCUCUGACCUGGACCUCCAAUGUCACUGGCAAGGCCUACGACCGCUUCUACCAGAUCUGGUUGGAGAACGUGGUAUGUAUUGGUGCCUUUGUGGUGUAUGCCACUUGGAGCUCACAUUCCUGUGCAGGACUAUGACAAUGCUGCCAACGAUACCAACCAGCAGUGGCUGGCCAGUAAGGGCAUCACCUUGACCAAUUACUACGGUACCGGUCAUCCUUCUCAGCCCAACUAUGUUGCUGCUGCCAGUGGAGACAACUAUGGCAUGGAUAAUGAUAAUUUCCAUGACAUCCCUGCCAAUGUCUCUACCAUUGCCGACCUUUUGAACACCAAAGGCAUCUCGUGGGGCGAGUACCAGGAGCAUAUGCCUUUCCCCGGCUUCCAGGGAUACAACUUCUCCAACCAGGUGACAUAUGCCAACGAUUACAUGCGUAAGCACAACCCCCUGGUCUCCUUCGACUCGAUCAGCAGCAACGACACCGCUCUGCGCCUGAUCAAAAACUUCACGACCUUUUACAACGACCUCGAUAACCACGUGCUCCCGCAAUGGGCCUUUAUCACGCCUAACAUGACCAACGACGCCCAUGACACCAACAUCACCUUUGGCUCCCAGUGGCUCCGGGGCUUUGUCUCCGAGUUGAUGAACAACACCUACUUCUGGGACAACACCCUCCUGCUCCUGACCUUUGACGAAACCGAAACCUACGGCGUCCCCUCCCGCGAGGAGUACGCCGAGCGCAACCGCGUCUUCAGCGUCCUCCUCGGCGGCGCCGUCCCCGAGCAUCUGGUGGGUACCGAGGACGACACCGUCUACACCCACUACUCGACUAUCGCCACCGCCUCGGCGAACUGGGGGCUCCCCUCGCUCGGCCGCUGGGAUUGCGGCGCCAACAUCAUCCAGUUCGUGGCCGACAAGGUCGGCUACACCAACUGGGAUGUCGACAACACCCACCUCUUCGUGAACGUCUCCCUGCCCGGGCCCCUCUCCGAGGCCGACUACUCCCAGUACCGGCCCACCUGGCCCAUCCCCGCCACUAACGCCUCCUGCUCGGCAGGCUACGGGGUUCUUCCGGCUGUUGUGGACGCAUAUCAGGGUCAGGAGCCCACCUACAACUACACCUCGCCGUUUCCCUAUGAUGCGCCGUACGGAUUGAAUGUGGGGACGUCGUACUCGCGGAACGGAACGACCUAUGUCUCAGGUGUGAAUGCGACCGGGGUAAUCGGCGAUGACUCCCUUUCGAACUCCACCUCCUCUUCUGCCUCUGCUUCUUCUUCGGCGGUUUUUACGGGUGCGGCUGUCCCGGAGAUGAGAGCUGCCGGGGGGGCCUCGGUCGCUGCGGCUGGUUUGGUGGCGCUGUUCGGCUUGAUGUAAAAGGAACUGAAGGAUUCAACGACAGAAAUGGGUAUAAGCUUUUAGUGCGCGAGCAGGGUGUUUUGUCUUGAUAAUAGUUGAGAAUUAAUAAUCAUCACAUUAAACUACGGAAACUCCCUCCUGUGUACAUAUUGUUCAAUGUUGCAAGUUCCCUCAGAGGCCAACUUUGC